Messenger RNA from Nematolebias whitei (Rio pearlfish), 2152 nucleotides. RefSeq names its product paired box 3b (gene pax3b). Gene Ontology annotation, biological process: anatomical structure development; regulation of transcription by RNA polymerase II. The record is from RefSeq and is a predicted model, not a curated record. The coding region runs from base 39 to 1910 and encodes 623 amino acids. Lineage: Eukaryota; Metazoa; Chordata; Actinopteri; Cyprinodontiformes; Rivulidae. The transcript is spliced from 12 exons. Gene Ontology annotation, molecular function: DNA-binding transcription factor activity, RNA polymerase II-specific; RNA polymerase II cis-regulatory region sequence-specific DNA binding.
AGGAGGAGGUUUUCACAGCUCGGUGGGGUGGUGGAGGUAUGACUGCGCUGGCUGGGUCAGUGCCCAGGAUGAUGCGACCCACGCUGGCUCAGAACUACCCCCACAGCGGCUUCCCCCUGGAAGUGUCCACCCCGCUGGGCCAGGGCCGGGUCAACCAGCUCGGGGGGGUCUUCAUCAACGGCAGACCUUUGCCCAACCACAUCCGACACAAGAUCGUGGAGAUGGCCCACCACGGGAUCCGGCCGUGCGUCAUCUCCCGGCAGCUCCGGGUCUCCCACGGCUGCGUGUCCAAGAUCCUGUGUCGGUACCAGGAGACGGGCUCCAUCAGACCCGGGGCCAUCGGAGGCAGCAAACCCAAGCAGGGGACGUCGCCGGACGUCGAGAGGAGGAUAGAGGAGUACAAGCGGGAAAACCCGGGUAUGUUUAGCUGGGAGGUUCGGGAUAAAUUACUGAAGGAUGGGAUAUGUGACCGCAACAGCGUUCCUUCAGCAGCUUCUCCGCGGAAGAAGGAGGAGGUUUUCACAGCUCGGUGGGGUGGUGGAGGUAUGACUGCGCUGGCUGGGUCAGUGCCCAGGAUGAUGCGACCCACGCUGGCUCAGAACUACCCCCACAGCGGCUUCCCCCUGGAAGUGUCCACCCCGCUGGGCCAGGGCCGGGUCAACCAGCUCGGGGGGGUCUUCAUCAACGGCAGACCUUUGCCCAACCACAUCCGACACAAGAUCGUGGAGAUGGCCCACCACGGGAUCCGGCCGUGCGUCAUCUCCCGGCAGCUCCGGGUCUCCCACGGCUGCGUGUCCAAGAUCCUGUGUCGGUACCAGGAGACGGGCUCCAUCAGACCCGGGGCCAUCGGAGGCAGCAAACCCAAGCAGGGGACGUCGCCGGACGUCGAGAGGAGGAUAGAGGAGUACAAGCGGGAAAACCCGGGUAUGUUUAGCUGGGAGGUUCGGGAUAAAUUACUGAAGGAUGGGAUAUGUGACCGCAACAGCGUUCCUUCAGUGAGCUCCAUCAGCCGGGUCAUGAGGAGUAAGUUCGGAGGGAGAGGCGAUGAGGAGGAGGAGGAGAUGGAGAAGAAGGAGCUGGAGGAGAACGAGCGGAGGACCAAACACAGCAUUGAGGGCAUCUUAGGAGACAGAUCGAGUCACUCAGACGACGGUUCAGAUGUGGAGUCCGAGCCCGAUCUGCCGCUGAAGAGAAAGCAGCGGCGCAGUCGGACCACGUUCACCGCGGAACAGCUGGAGGAGCUGGAGAGGGCCUUCGAGAGAACGCACUACCCCGACAUCUACACCAGGGAGGAACUGGCUCAGAGGGCCAAGCUCACCGAAGCACGAGUGCAGGUGUGGUUCAGCAACAGGCGAGCGAGGUGGAGGAAGCAAGCUGGAGCUAAUCAACUGAUGGCGUUCAAUCACCUGAUCCCCGGAGGAUUCCCCCCCACGGCCAUGUCCAGCAUCCCCCCCUACCAGCUCUCUGACUCCACUUACCCCCCCUCAUCUUUAGCGCAAGUUUUGCUAUUAAGCAGCCUGUGCAUCCACUUCCCAAACAUUUCUUCCUCGUGUCUCACCUGUGGAGAAAGCCCAUUUCCUAUGGCAGGGUUCAUGGUGAUGGGUCUGCUGAACCCCGGCGGUGUACCACACCAGCCCCAAAGCGACUACGCCAUCUCCCCUCUGACGGGCGGCCUCGAGCCCCCUGCCGGCAUGACGGCCAGCUGCAGUCAGCGCAUGGACCACAUCAAAGGCCUGGAGGGUCUCACCAGCGUCCCCUCCAUGUCUGCCCUGCCCUCCCUGCCCAGUUCCCAGUCCUACUGCACCCCAUCGUACAGCUCGCCGGGCUACACGGUCGACCACGUCGCGUCCUACCAGUACAGCCAGUACGGACAAAGUGCCCUUCCUUAUCUGAGGCCUGAGAUCACCUGAUCAGUGGUUUCACAGGUGGACCUGUGUGUGCACCGCAACAGAAAAGCCUUAAUAUCUGGACCAAAACGUUCUACCAUGUAUCAGGACCUGUUCUCCACGGCAGAUUAUUAUCUUAGUAAUUACAACAGAGGAAUGGACCAAAAGAAACAUAAAGAAGGGAUCAAGAUGAGCAAAACCUGCUGAGUGACUGUGAACGUUGAUGAACAGCAGAGCUGUGGGAGAAGUCAGCUCAGUGAGGCACU